This is a messenger RNA of Thrips palmi, 494 nucleotides long. Its product is annotated as cilia- and flagella-associated protein 61-like. Lineage: Eukaryota; Metazoa; Arthropoda; Insecta; Thysanoptera; Thripidae. The record is from RefSeq and is a predicted model, not a curated record. The transcript has 2 exons. The coding region runs from base 141 to 494 and encodes 117 amino acids.
UUCGCCUUCCAGCAGAGGUCCAUCCACCCGGUCACUUUCGCAGGUACAGUGCGCAUCUGCUAGAAAACGUCCGAUGGAAGAGGCCUUCCGCGCACGCACUGGGUCGGGUGUUGGCAGCGCUGGUGGACAGCGGGCUGGUGAUGGACGGGCUGCUGGUGAUCGACCGCCUGGGCCGCACCAACGACCCCUUCAUCCAGGCAGGCGGCACCGUCACCACCUACCAGCGCAGGCUGGGCGCGGCCGACAUGGACCACCACUACUACAGCGCCCUCGAGGUCGGCUACAAGAUGGCAGUGCGGAUGCAGCAGCUGUGGGACCCGCUGCUGAAGGCGCGCGCUCACAUCCUGGAGCGCUCGCCGACCAGCAGCACGACGGCCAGCUCCAGGUCCUCGCAGACGCCCAGCACCGUUCUGCGGCCCGCCGACCCGCGGAUCGUGUCCACCAAGAGCGAGGGGGUGAGUGGCGAGGCCUCGCCGUCGGCGUCCCUGGAGUAA